Eucalyptus grandis is the source of this 1650-nucleotide messenger RNA. Its product is annotated as pentatricopeptide repeat-containing protein At3g13160, mitochondrial. Gene Ontology annotation, cellular component: chloroplast. NCBI's taxonomy places the organism in Eukaryota, Viridiplantae, Streptophyta, Magnoliopsida, Myrtales, Myrtaceae. Bases 81 to 1202 code for a protein of 373 amino acids. The transcript has 2 exons. The record is from RefSeq and is a predicted model, not a curated record. Gene Ontology annotation, molecular function: protein binding.
AAGUGUCCGAACCUUUAUUUUCAAAAAAGAAAAAAAAAAAAGUGUCCGAACCUUUGGCGGAAGCGAGCGCCGCCCCAUCCAUGUCUUCCGUACUCCGCCGCCUCAGCGGCGUCUUCGCCAAGCCGCCACCCCGCCCUCGCGUAGACCAUCUCGGCGGACGACAAGACCUCCGGAAGGUGGUCGCCAAGUUCAAGAAGCUCUCCCGGUCGACCCACUUCCGUCGGAACAGCGUCCCGUACGAGAAGACCGUCCAACGCCUCGCCUACCACCAGCAGUUCGCCCUCAUCGAGGACCUCCUCGAGCACCAGAAGCAGUACGUGGCGCACUCGGGCGACAAGUUCGCGGUCCGCCUCAUCGGCCUCUACGGGAAGGCGGGCAUGUUCGAGCACGCCCGGAAGCUGUUCGACGGAAUGCCUAGCCUAUCAUCGCGGAAGCCCUCGCUGGUGCACCUCAAUGCCCUUUUGGCCGCCUGCGUCGAUUCCAAGAAGUUCGAUGAGGUCGAGGGGAUCUUCCGGGUGUUGCCGGAGAAGCUGUCUCUGGACGUCGAUGUUUGCACUUACAAUACGGUUAUUAAGGGCUAUUGCCUGAUGGGUGAUCUUGAUUCUGCUGUUUCGUUGCUUGAUGAGAUGGAGGGAAAAGGGGUUGAGCCUAAUUUGAUAACGUGGAAUACCCUGCUUGAGGCUUCUUAUGGAAAUGGCAGGUUAUCGGAAGGCGAGAAGAUAUGGGAUUUAAUGGUGAGCAAGAAUGUUACUCCUAGCGUCAGGAGUUACAAUCCAAGACUUCGUGGAGCAGUUUUGCAGAACAGAGUCGCAGAUGCUGUUAAGCUGUUAGAUGAAAUGCGGGAUAAGGGAAUCCAGGCUGAUACACACAGCUAUAAUGCUUUUAUUGUUGGGUGUUGCCGAAAUGGAGACUUGGAUGAAGCCAAGAACUGGUAUCGGCGGCUUGUUGAGAGUAAGUGCAAUGUUGAUCAGGUGACGGUAUCCGUUCUUGUCCCCUUGCUUUGUGAAAAGGGUGACUAUGAAUCGGUGCAUAGGCUUUGCAUCAAGGCCAUGGAUCAAAAGUUACUUCGUGUAACAAAUACUCUGCAGAAUGUUGUAGAUUUCUUGUUUCGGGAAUGCAAGGUUGAAUUGGCAACAGAGAUUGUGGAACACGGCAAGACCAAGAAGACACCGUAUAAUCUAAAAUUGCCUCAAGCAGGAUAAUGGUUUUUCUCGCAUUAUGCACCAAUCAACUGUUAUGGUUACCAACUCAAGACUUCAUUUCCUCGAUGGUCUUUGCUGAGCUCAACCCUCGAUAUGUGAUGUUGUGCAUGGCAUUUUAUCAAUCAACUAGGCCACGGUGAACGAGGCCAAAGCAUGAAACAGAUCAUUAGUAUGGAUGUACCACUAAUCACUCAUUAUGGGGUGGUAGCGUACAUUGAUGUUUCUUUUCACGACGUAUGUGACCCAAAUAUCAAGUUGACCUGCACGAGAUAUGAGGCUACACUUUGGAUGGACGAUGGCAAGGUAGACUAGAUUCCUAUGAGGUUCAUUGCUUGGUUCAUAAACCAUGAAAGGGAGCUGUUUAGCUGUUUGGCCCUCUUUAGUUCGACGCUAGAGGACCUGUAGCUGGGACAGGAAGUGCUUAGGCACCCAGAUCAUGAUGAAGCCG